GCUCUUUAGUGGACACCCCUGGCAGUUCUGUGCAUCCUCCUCAUGUCUCAUCCCAGGGAACCUGGCAACGAUCUUAGCAAGCGUACAGAAAUCGCGACAAACUUCCUUGAUAACAUGCUUUUGCGAAGUUCAGGAAAAUUAAGUGUGGGCACCAAGAAAGAGGAUGGUGAGAGUACAGCCCCCACCCCUCGUCCAAAGAUCUUGCGAUGUAAAUGCCACCACCAUUGUCCAGAAGACUCGGUCAACAAUAUUUGCAGCACAGAUGGAUAUUGUUUCACGAUGAUAGAAGAAGAUGACUCCGGGAUGCCUGUGGUCACUUCUGGAUGUCUAGGACUAGAAGGCUCAGAUUUUCAGUGUCGGGACACUCCCAUUCCUCAUCAGAGAAGAUCCAUUGAAUGCUGCACAGAACGGAAUGAAUGUAAUAAAGAUCUACAUCCCACGCUUCCUCCACUGAAAAACAGAGAUUUUGUUGACGGACCUAUACACCACAAAGCUUUACUUAUAUCUGUGACUGUGUGUAGUUUGCUCUUGGUCCUCAUCAUUUUAUUCUGUUACUUCAGGUAUAAAAGACAAGAAGCCAGACCUCGGUACAGCAUUGGGUUAGAACAGGACGAAACUUACAUUCCUCCUGGAGAAUCCCUGAGAGACUUAAUUGAGCAGUCGCAGAGCUCAGGGAGUGGAUCAGGCCUCCCUCUGCUGGUCCAGAGGACGAUAGCAAAGCAAAUUCAGAUGGUGAAACAGAUUGGAAAAGGUCGCUAUGGGGAAGUUUGGAUGGGAAAGUGGCGUGGCGAAAAGGUAGCUGUGAAAGUGUUCUUCACUACAGAGGAGGCCAGCUGGUUCCGAGAGACAGAAAUAUAUCAGACGGUGUUGAUGAGGCAUGAAAACAUCUUGGGCUUCAUUGCUGCAGAUAUCAAAGGGACGGGGUCCUGGACACAACUGUACCUAAUCACAGAUUAUCAUGAAAAUGGUUCCCUCUAUGAUUACCUGAAGUCCACCACCCUAGACACUAAGUCGAUGUUGAAGCUAGCCUAUUCCGCAGUCAGUGGCCUCUGUCACUUACACACUGAAAUCUUUAGCACUCAAGGCAAACCAGCAAUUGCCCAUCGAGAUCUGAAAAGUAAGAACAUCCUGGUGAAGAAAAAUGGAACUUGCUGUAUAGCUGACCUGGGCUUGGCUGUUAAGUUUAUUAGUGACACGAAUGAAGUUGACAUACCACCCAACACUCGCGUUGGCACCAAGCGCUACAUGCCUCCAGAAGUGUUGGACGAGAGCUUGAACAGAAAUCACUUUCAGUCUUACAUCAUGGCCGACAUGUACAGUUUUGGACUCAUCCUUUGGGAGGUCGCUAGGAGAUGUGUGUCAGGAGGUAUAGUGGAAGAAUAUCAGCUCCCCUAUCAUGACCUGGUGCCCAGUGACCCCUCUUACGAGGACAUGAGAGAGAUCGUGUGUAUCAAGAAGCUGAGGCCCUCCUUCCCCAACCGGUGGAGCAGUGACGAGUGUCUCAGGCAGAUGGGGAAACUCAUGACGGAAUGCUGGGCUCACAAUCCUGCCUCAAGACUGACAGCCCUACGGGUUAAGAAAACACUUGCCAAAAUGUCAGAGUCCCAGGACAUUAAGCUCUGAGGCAAGAGUAAGUGUCUCUGGACAAAGCCAGUAGAUAUUCUUCUGUUUGUGGGCAGAGCAAAAGAUGUUCCAGCAGCAUCCACCGUCCCAGCCUCGAACAUCCUCCUGCUCCCCAGAGGGUGUAUUCUUACCGCUCAGGGAGCAGCCUGGACAAAUAGAAGUUUCCAGAAGCACGGAUUCCUCAUGUCUGUCUGUAGGCGGGAGAAACUGCCUGCGUGAUUUGUUCAAGAUAUGAUGCAUAUUGCUUUCUAAGAAAGCCCGGUAUUUGGGGAUUGCCUUUUUUUUCCUCAAAAGAUAAUUUUGCCAAAAUAAAACAAAAAUGUAGAUGUUUCAAGGUAUAUACUAUUUUAGUUCAAAGAAUAACAACUAAAGUUCUUCCCAGAAACUGCUGGAAGGCAAAUGAAAAUAUGUGUUUCCAUUGGUAAAAUGUUGUUGCACUCUACCAACCAAAAGACAGUCGUUGAAGCUGGAGAACCGAAUGGAACCCAUCUUAAAAGCCCCCGACGUGCCCCUGCCUCCUCAGACCACUCUGGCCAGCCCUGCACUGGGGCAGCCGCAGCAAUGUGAACGCAUCUGGGUACCGGCACCGCCUGUGUGGGACCGCCUCUGGGGAUUCCCACCCAUGACCUUCUGCAGCUUCAGAGGAUGUGGGACAAAUGAAGGUUUUACGA
This is a messenger RNA of Budorcas taxicolor (takin), 2294 nucleotides long. It is a transcript of the gene BMPR1B, whose product is annotated as bone morphogenetic protein receptor type 1B. The coding region runs from base 43 to 1623 and encodes 526 amino acids. Gene Ontology annotation, cellular component: plasma membrane; signaling receptor complex. The transcript is spliced from 11 exons. NCBI's taxonomy places the organism in Eukaryota, Metazoa, Chordata, Mammalia, Artiodactyla, Bovidae. Gene Ontology annotation, biological process: protein phosphorylation; cellular response to growth factor stimulus; dorsal/ventral pattern formation. The record is from RefSeq and is a predicted model, not a curated record. Gene Ontology annotation, molecular function: transforming growth factor beta receptor activity, type I; SMAD binding; ATP binding.